This is a messenger RNA of Sodiomyces alkalinus F11, 975 nucleotides long. RefSeq names its product L-lactate dehydrogenase. Lineage: Eukaryota; Fungi; Ascomycota; Sordariomycetes; Glomerellales; Plectosphaerellaceae. Gene Ontology annotation, molecular function: L-lactate dehydrogenase (NAD+) activity. Gene Ontology annotation, cellular component: cytoplasm. The transcript is spliced from 2 exons. Gene Ontology annotation, biological process: carboxylic acid metabolic process. Bases 1 to 975 code for a protein of 324 amino acids. The record is from RefSeq and is a predicted model, not a curated record.
AUGUCACAGACACUCAAACUCGAAGCGGCCGCCGGGUCCACCAAAAUGGUCAUCGUGGGCGCAGGCUCCGUCGGGACUACCACAGCCUACGCCCUCCUCCUCAGCGGCCUCGCUGCCGACAUUGUCCUCAUCGACAUCAACCAGGCACGCGUCGAGGGUGAAGUCGCCGACCUCGGCCACGCCGCCCACUUCACCCACACGCGCGUCCGCUCCGGGACGUACGCCGACUGCGCCGGGGCAACCGCCGUCAUCAUCACCGCCGGCGCGAACCAGAAGCCCGGCCAGACGCGGCCGCAGCUCGUGGCCGCCAACCACGCCCUCUUCGCCUCCAUCAUCCCGCCCAUCGCCGCCGCCUCUUCCCCAGACACUAUCCUCGUCGUGGCCACCAACCCGGCCGACGUGCUGACCCACGCCGCCGUGCGCCUCUCCGGGUUCCCGCCUUAUCGGGUCAUCGGCACGGGGACGGCCCUCGACACGACGCGCCUGCGCCGCGAGCUGGGCGCGCACUUUGGCAUCAGCCCGCGGAGCGUGCACGCCUUUGUGGUGGGCGAGCACGGCGACUCGCAGCUGCCGGCGUGGUCGCUCGCAAACAUCUGCGGCAUGCGGCUGCCCGAGUACUGUCGCCAGGCGGGCCGGGCGCAUGACGAGGCGGAGAUGGAGGCCUGCGCCAAGCGGACCCGCGACGCGGCGUACACGAUCAUCGAGCGCAAGGGCAAGACGAACUACGGCAUCGCGAGCGUCAUUGUCGCGAUCCUCGAGCCCAUCGUUAAGAACGCCGACGCCAUCAUGACCGUGUCGCAAGUGGGCACGUACGCCGGGGUCGAGGACGUGGCACUCAGCAUGCCGUGUAAGAUUAACCGUCGGGGGGCCUUCCAGGAGGUGCCGCUGCCACUAGACGAGCGGGAGACGGAGCUACUACGGAGGUCGGCUGAGAGCAUCAGGGCCAUGAUCAUGUCGGUGGCUGCGCCGGAGUAG